AUGGUCAAAGAAUACUUUCUCGCCCCGAACUACACAACUGCAGCGGAAGGUCCGAUCAAGCUCGGUUCUAUCCUACGCAACAUUACUGAAUUCGAGCCUCUCAACCAAGUCGUUGAGACGAUUCCCGCGACGCAGCUUUAUCCCGUCGAUGUCAAAGAACAAUUUGAGAUCUCCCUACACGAACUUCAUUCGGUCAAUCUCAACCUCAAAGCCAGAGCCUUAGGACUCCUUGGCUUAGGCACAGGAGCAUCCAUCGAACGUGUCAAAGGCAGCAAUGAUGUAAUAUCAUGCCACCGUCUCGAAACACUCUCUUUCAAUCCGACCGAUUCAUACAUUGAAGCCAGCAUGGAAGAUUCGAAUGUCAAGCGUUUCAUGAGAUCAAGCAGGUUCAGGAAACCGAUUUACAUGGUGACAGGGUUGAAGAUUGCCCGUGCUGCUUUUAGAACAUCAAGCACCAACAGUCUCGUGGCCGUGGAGCACAAUACUAGUCUUCUUCCUCCUGGGGCCCCCGUCGCAGUGGGCGGGACGGUGAAGAAAAUAUGGCUGGACAGGAAGAACAAGGUCAAGCAGGGGGGGUACAGAAAAAUGGCUGUUAUGCAGGGCGAGACAUCCGUCGGUGAAAGUCCCUUCGCUGUUCGGUCCGAUGACGACCUUACUCCCGGAGAAGUUGAAGAGAUGUUUAGCCAAGCGGAGGAUUAG
Messenger RNA from Fusarium graminearum PH-1, 699 nucleotides. RefSeq lists its product as uncharacterized. The record is from RefSeq and is a predicted model, not a curated record. NCBI's taxonomy places the organism in Eukaryota, Fungi, Ascomycota, Sordariomycetes, Hypocreales, Nectriaceae. Bases 1 to 699 code for a protein of 232 amino acids. The transcript has 2 exons.